AUGGCUCCCAAAGCCGCCUCCGCUCCCAAGAAGGCCUCUGGCCACGCCAGCUACCAGGACAUGAUCACUGAUGCUAUUGUCAACCUCAAGGACCGAAAGGGCUCUAGCCGUCAAUCUUUGAAGAAGUAUGUCAAGGCUAACAAUGCCCUCAAUGUCACCGACAACAUGUUCGACUCUCUCUUCAACAAGGCAUUGAAGGCCGGUGUCGAUAAGGGUGCCUUCGAGCAGCCAAAGGGUCCUUCCGGUGGUACCAAGCUCGCCAAGAAGCAACCCGAGGCCAAGAAGCCCGCUGCCCCCAAGAAGCCCGCUGCCGAGAAGAAGGAGGCCGCUGAGAAGCCUGCCGCCAAGAAGCCUGCUGCUAAGAAGGCCGCCGCCCCCAAGAAGGCCGCCACUGAGAAGAAGGCUGCUGCCCCCAAGAAGGCCGCCGCUGAGAAGAAGACUGUCGAGAAGAAGACCGCCGAGAAGGCCGAGAAGGCUGAGAAGACAGAGAAGGCUGCUCCUGCCAAGAAGGCCGCCGCACCCAAGAAGGCUGCCGCACCUAAGAAGACUGCCGACAAGGCCGAGAAGCCCGAGACUGCUCUCACCAAGACAAAGGCCGGUCGCGUCACAAAGACCACCAAGGCUGCCCCCGCGAAGAAGGCUGCUGCACCUAAGAAGGCAGCAGCUCCCAAGAAGGCCGCUGCUACUAAGGCGUAA
Messenger RNA from Fusarium sp. VM40, 696 nucleotides. The record is from the annotation of a GenBank genome assembly. NCBI's taxonomy places the organism in Eukaryota, Fungi, Ascomycota, Sordariomycetes, Hypocreales, Nectriaceae.